UGUGGACGAGCGCCAUCUUUUGUUUUUAGAAGUAAUUCUGGAGAGCAAAGCCAUGAAGCCUUCUUUGUUCGAUUGCCUUUUCGUUGUUAUGUAUGCAUCAGUUUCUGUUUUGGCAAACGAGGAGUCAAUUAGCAACACUACAGAGAGAUCAGCAAAAGAUAAAUCAUCGGACAAAGAAGACGCGAAAAUCUCAAUUUAUCGUGCGAUUUUUAAGCAAAAACGCGCAGAGCAAACUCUCGCUGCAGAGAGUAUACUAAAACUUAAUGACUACUCCAAACAAUAUAAAAUGGUUGAAAUUGUUCUUGAAAAAUUGUUUACGGUAUUACAAGAUGCAAAGGUGAAAGUAACAGCAUCAAGUUACAUACCUGGACAAGCAUUUCCUACAGAAAAAUCAGAGUUAGAAGCUUUAGCAAAUGUUCUGGAGAAUACUGCCCUGUUUGGAGAUAUUCUUUUGCGACUACCUGAUAUAACAUACAAGGUGUACACUAAAUCCAGAGAAUGGGAACUUCUGGCCAGAUGGAGUCUAAGCUUUUGCAAUGAAACACAAAUUUAUGAUGAAACAGACUCCAAGUUAUUACAUUUGAUGGCACAAGAGUUAAGACUUGUACCAAGAGAUCCAAACUACAUCAAUCCAUAUAGGCAUGUUGGACACAAAGAGGGUUUGAAAGAUGGUCAGAGUAAAGAGAAGACUUCUAACAAAAAGAAAAAAGAGAAAAAGAAAAGAAGAGGUCCAAGAUUAAGCCAUGCAGAAUUGUAGGACUUAUUGUUAUUACUACUAUUAUUGAAAUAAAAACUUUUGUAAUUAGUUACUCAGUUGAUUGUUGUGUUAAAAAAAUACUAGUUUGGUGCAUAACUGAUACCAUUGGUUUUGGAAUGGCCUAGGCUAAAUUAAAUUUGUGCUUCUGGUCAA
Pocillopora damicornis (cauliflower coral) is the source of this 910-nucleotide messenger RNA. RefSeq names its product coiled-coil domain-containing protein 134. The record is from RefSeq and is a predicted model, not a curated record. Lineage: Eukaryota; Metazoa; Cnidaria; Anthozoa; Scleractinia; Pocilloporidae.